AUGGCUAUGUUUUACGCAUUGAAUGGUUUGGGGUACCUUGUGCUUACUGCACUUGCGGUUCACUCCUUCGGCAAGCAGCUGGAUCUUGAGAAGCGGGAGAAAGAGCUUGUGGAGAAGAUCGACAAGCUUGAAAUCGAGCUCACGUCGAAGCUGAACCAGUUGGAGGAGUUGACCCAACAACAAGAUGACCUCAAGAAGUCGCUGGACUCGGAAUUGCAGGCGAAGAUUCUCGCUCAUCAACAGGAGAUCGAGCAGUUGAGAAGAUCAAAGGAGGAGGCGGAAACCGCUGCACUCAAGACUGCCGAACUCAAGCAAAGCUUGGAAAAGGACUUGGCCAAAGCCAAUGACUUGAUCGAACAAUUGAAGCGUGACGCCGAGGUCGCCCGUGCCGCCACUAACGCCAUGGAAGAAGAUCUCAAAAACCAACUUUCGGCUCAAUUGGAAAAGGUUGCUGCCGAGAAGGAUGCCCAGUUCACUGCUAAGAGCAAUGAAUUGAAGGAAUGGCAAAACAAGCAUACUCUGUUGGAGCAAAUUGUUGCCACCUUGCAAAACGAGUUAUCGACUAAGGAAGCCGCUCACAAUGACGUCCUGCUGCAAUUGAAGGAUGUUCAAACUAAGCACCAGCUGUCGGUUGAACAAGCGGAAAAGCUGGAUGCUUUGGUGAAGAAGUUACAAUCGCAAUUGAAGGGCAACGAGGGCGAGGUUACCGAGUUGAAGCUGAAGUUGACUGCGGCUGAGUCUGAAGCUGCGGAGGUGAAGAGUGAGUUGGAAACUACGAAGGCGCAAGUGGCCGAUGUUACUAAGGACCUUGAGCUGGCUCGUGAACAGAACAAGGCUGACGUGGCUAAGGUGAAGGACCAAUUGAAUGAAACUACUGCUCAAUUGGAACAAACUAAGCUGGAAUUAGCCGAUGCGAAGCUGGCUGCGGAAAAGGCUCAGCAAGAGGUGACUGAAGCCGAGAAGCAAGCUGAACAAGCCAAACAAGAAGCCGAACAAGCUAAGCAAGAAGCCGAACAAGCUAAGCAAGAAGCCGAACAAGCCAAGCUGGCUGCGGACGAAGCUAAGCUGGCCGUGGACGAAGCUAAGCAAGAUGUCGAACAAGCCAAGCAGCAAUUGAAGGAGGCUCAGGAACAAGUGCAAAAGGUCACUGAAGACAACGAUCUGCUCAAGUCUCAAUUGCUGUCUGUCCAAGAAGAGCUUGCCACCGCCCAAAAGAAUGCAUCGGAGGUUCACACUAAAGCUCUUGAAGAAGCUAAACUGAAGCACUCCAAGGAGCUCGAAGAAGCUAAGCAACAGCACUCCAAGGUUCUCGAUGAUACCAAGCAACAGCACUCCAAGGAACUUGAAGAAACCAAACAACAACACUCCAAGGAACUCGAAGAAACCAAGCAAGCCCAUGCUGACGAACUUGAGUCUGCUAAGGCCAGCCAUGCCAAGGAUCUCGAAGCGACCCACGCCAACAAACUCCAGGAAGUGAAGGAUGCUCACGCCAAGGAACUCGCCCAGGUGAAGUCGGAGCACGCUCAACAAAUUGACGACCUCAAGUCACAAUAUAAGGAUGCUGAGGAGCACACCAAGACGAUCGAAAAGCAGGCUAAGGAACUCGAAACCGCCAAGAAGCUAGCUGAAGACUACGAGAAGCAGACUGAAGACCUUAAGAAGCAGGUUAAGGACCUUGAGGUGAAGGCGGACGAAGCCAAGGGGGCUAACAAGGAGCUCUCCGAUACGAAAAAUAAGCUCAAGGAGACUAACGAUGAACUCGAGAACACCAAGAGCCAGGCUAAGGAACUUGAAAAUAUCAAGGGGGAACAAUUGAAGGAGCUUGACGAACUCAAGAAGCAAGUUAAGACACUUGAAGACACGAAGAAGGAGCUUGAUGCGGCUAAGAAGGAGCUUGAGGAACACAAGCAAAAGGCUGAAGACCACAAAAAGUCAGACAAAGAUACGGUUGCCCAGUUAACCAAGCAAGUUUCGGAUUUGACGGCGAAAAACACUGCUGACGCCAAAACCAUUUCCGACUUGCAAGCUCGGGCCGAGACUGCCGAGUCGAAGGCCAGCGACGACGCCAAGAAGUUGAAGGAGUUGGAGGCUGCCCAGGAGAACGUGGCCUCGUUGAAGAAACAAAUCGACGACGCCGCUGCCGAAAAUACGAAGCUCCAGAAGCAAGUGGCCGAGGCGACGCUGGCCGCCGACGACGUGGCGAAGUUAGAGGCGGAGGUGGCGUCGUUGAAAUCGCAACUCGCUGCUCAGACAGAAGCUGCCAACCAGCGUCUGGCCGCGGUGCAAGAUCCUUCAGCCAUGGGCGCAAAACCCGAAGAGGAAAAACAGCAACUUAACGAGGAGUAUGAGCAAAAGUUAGACGAAAAAGAGCGCGAAAAUGAGCAAUUAGUCAAUGAUAUCGCCGAGUUGACGGCGCGGGUGGAAAAGGCGGAACAAGAGAGACAACGGUUCAAGGACUUGAACGACGGGUUACUUUUGAAGUUGAAAGAAAAGAAAUCCUCUAGCGCCUAA
Molecule: messenger RNA, 2511 nt
Organism: Diutina rugosa
Lineage: Eukaryota; Fungi; Ascomycota; Pichiomycetes; Serinales; Debaryomycetaceae
Gene: USO6
Product: Uso6p
Exons: 1
Coding region: 1-2511 (836 amino acids)
Source: RefSeq, a predicted model, not a curated record